CAUUUGCACACGGUCUCUGAUUAUGUUUACGACAAAGCCGGAAGUGUUUUAGUUGUCGACAUUAGUAUUAGCUCGAGGAUGUAGGAAUAACUCUUGACACGAAAGUGUUGCCUUAGCUGUCCCUUCAUAACGAAAGUCCAACGAUGUGUAACGUGAGUGUGUGUGGACCUCUAUUGUAGAUACCUGAAGUCGUUCGCAGUAAUAGCUUCACGUCGGAAGUGACCACACCAUUUCAGUCUCAUGAUACUGUGAAGUUCCGGGUUAGAAUUGAUCUUCAGCUACCCAAGCUUGUCGUACGGGGCGACAAACAGGAUCAGGUGGCCGACUUGGUUGACGCGCGUGAUCGUAUCCCACCAUGCUUAUGAUGUCAAUCACUGGAUAGUCUGGUCCAGAUUGUUUGCAGGGCGCCGCCAUCUUCCUAGAAUAUUGUGCUAAACAACGAAGAAACAAAAUUGACAACGGAAGACGUCGAGGGAGUUGUUCAGUUCCCAGGAAGGUAGAUGUAGACGUGUGUCAAUGAAUCUACACAGCCACGAAAGAUAAGGAGCCCUUAUCAGCUGAUGCAAGCCGAUGUGUAGGCUGUCUGAGACUUAAUUGAAAUUUUUUUUUUACGUUGUCCCCAGUCUAGUGUGGAGUUUUAUCCCAGGACCAAUGAAGGGAUUACUUGAGUUUGUUACCCUCGGAUAUCUUCUCAGUGGCACGCAGUUCACGAGGGCGGAGACCGUCAAAUGUAGCGGCGAUGUCUGGCCAGUGAGAGAGUUCCGAGCAGUGUGGGUGGCCACAGUGAAGGACAUGGACUGGCCACUGUCCCGCUAUCACUCCUCCUCCCAACAGAAGGCGGAGCUGGUCCUCCUCCUGGACAAGCUUCAGAAGCUGAACUUCAACGCCAUCGUGUUCCAGGUCCGCUCAGCUGGUGAUGCCAUGUACAACUCCACCCUGGAGCCGUGGAGCGAGUAUUUGACAGGCUCCCAAGGAAGGGCUCCUUCUCCUUAUUACGACCCCCUGGCCUUUCUACUGGAGGAGGCACACAGACGCAACAUGGAGGUCCACUCCUGGUAUAACCCGUAUCUAGCUCGGUCUGGGAGUACCUCUAAGGCUGGACUUGCCCCCAACCACAUGGCUGUCAAAUACCCACGGUACGCUUAUGCUUAUGGGAAUAGUCUGUGGAUGGACCCAGGGGCCAAGGUCGUUCAGGAUCAGUGUUACAACGUCAUCAUGGAUGUGGUAAAGCGUUACGACAUUGACGGCGUCCACAUGGAUGACUACUUCUACCCAUACCCCGUUUCAGGACAAAGUUUUCCCGAUAACGCUACUUACAACGCUUAUCGAAAAGGAGGCGGCCAUCUUGGACGGGAUGAUUGGAGACGGGACAACGUCAACUCGCUUAUCCAGCGUCUGUAUAAUGGAACCAAGGCAACUAAGAAGCAUGUGAAAUUUGGCCUUAGUCCAUUCGGAAUAUGGAAAUCAGGAAUUCCUAAAGGCAUAGUUGGGCUGUCGUCCUACUAUGAGCAGUACGCUGACAGUAGGAAGUGGUUUGACGAGGGCUGGGUGGACUACUUUACUCCGCAACUGUACUGGCGGAUUGAUCCGGUGAAACAGAGUUUCACGCACCUGAUGGACUGGUGGCUGCAGCAAAACUCCAAACAUCGCCACUUCUAUGCAGGGAGCUAUGCAGGCAAUGUGGUAGAGCAAAACUGGCCUCUUGACGAAAUUAAACGUCAAGUUGAGGAAGCAAGGAAGCGACGUGACAAGCUGAGUCUUGGUGAUGUGUUCUUCAGUGCUAAGUACUUCCGGGACAACAGCAAGGGAUUGUCCACCAUGUUUCAGAAAGACCUCUACACUGUUCCAGCUCUUGCACCGCCUAUGCCCUGGCUUGGCGCCAAUCCACCUCCACCUCCCUCUGGUGUCAGGGUUUCAGGCAGCACCUUGACGUGGAACAAGGACGGUUCCGGUGUGACGAGGAGCUGGGCUGUCUACAGGUAUGAGGCGGACGCGUGGGAGUUGAAGAAACUCCUGAACAAUGACACAACCAGUUGGUCAGUGCCCAGUGGCCGCUACGCCAUAACAGCCGUGGACAGACUGUCCAAUGAAAGCGGCGCGGUGGUCAAGGAAGUGCAAGGGGGAGCCAAUAUCAUUGACUGAAAAUGUUGAACACAUCCGAUAAACAUUUUGUUACUGUGAUCGAUAACGGAAAUUGACAGUGAUCAUGGUCAUGGGUUACAAUAUGAAAAUAGGAAUUUGCAUCGAACAUCAAUCUUGUUACUGGUGACUGUUCAGCUCCUGAAUGUGACUAUCAUGGUAAGUAAUGGUGUGUUCAAUACCGUCGACACGGCCUGUGAUCCUCUUCGUAUCUUCUGCGACCUUGCUGCAAAUAUCAUCAGUCUGUUUGUUAAGCAUCAGUUGCAGAGUGGCAAGAUCCACUUUGGCGGCCAAUUUCGAGACGUCACUGACAUAAACAGCCGAAUCUCCCAUCGCCUCAUCCGCCCUUCGUCGAUUAGAAAAGCCUCCAUAUUGGGUUCUUUACUUCCCUGAUUGCCCCCUUUUCCCAAUUUCCAUUUGCUUUUUGGCAUUCAUUGUUAUGGUUGAAGAUUGUUUAGAUUUUAGAAAGUCAAAACGUAACACGUUUUCACCACUGAACGCGCAUUCCGGAAGUCAUCUUUGCAAUGAUAACUUCAUAUUAUCUGUUGUCAGCAAAGUUGUUGGGGUUUUUUAUGUCAACAAACUACAUCAUGAUAUUGCCUAUUCUACUUUUAUAUUUGUGAAUAUUGUGGUGUCCGUGUUUAAUGUCUAAAAUAAAAUACACAAAAGAACUCAAAAAAGUU
Molecule: messenger RNA, 2822 nt
Organism: Haliotis rubra (blacklip abalone)
Lineage: Eukaryota; Metazoa; Mollusca; Gastropoda; Lepetellida; Haliotidae
Product: glycosyl hydrolase YngK-like
Exons: 3
Coding region: 652-2142 (496 amino acids)
Source: RefSeq, a predicted model, not a curated record